Neohortaea acidophila is the source of this 3450-nucleotide messenger RNA. RefSeq lists its product as uncharacterized. Gene Ontology annotation, biological process: protein phosphorylation; meiotic recombination checkpoint signaling. Gene Ontology annotation, cellular component: cytoplasm; nucleus. NCBI's taxonomy places the organism in Eukaryota, Fungi, Ascomycota, Dothideomycetes, Mycosphaerellales, Teratosphaeriaceae. The record is from RefSeq and is a predicted model, not a curated record. Gene Ontology annotation, molecular function: protein serine/threonine kinase activity; ATP binding; protein binding. The transcript is spliced from 2 exons. The coding region runs from base 1 to 3219 and encodes 1072 amino acids.
AUGGAGAUUGGAGAGGCUACGCAAUGCACGCAAAAUACUCAGGGCGCAGUAGAUCCUAGACGCAUGGGCAGAAACAACUCAGGUCUCAGCGAGUCUGACAUCUCCGACGUCGUGUGCAUCCUGCAUCCAUGCUCCCCGGCGGCAUUCAAAAUCGUUGCAUCUACAGCUGAAAGAACACCCUUCAAUGUGCUGCAAAACGAUGGCUUCCAGAAUUACGAGGAUCCCCUGUCUCCCCAGGCCCUCGAAGAGCAGGAAACGUUCAUUCUCGACAAGAACGCCCCAUAUCAAGCAAUGGACCUGGCACUGCGCUUCUCAACCCCAUUGAAGAAUGCCAAGCUUGGCUUCGUGUUUGGUCGAAAUGACAACGUAUGCGAUAUCGUCCUCGCCGCAGACACGUUCAAGCGAGUCAGCAACAUGCAUUUCAGCAUCUUCAUCAACAAUUCUGGCGUGCUGAUGUUGCAAGACAUGUCCACCAACGGCACCAUCGUCGACGAUGUCUUACUCAAAGGCAAAAUCUCAUGGCAAACGCGCAUGCUGAAUCCCGGCUCCAUGAUCCAAAUUCUGUCCCCCAAAUCUGACGAGAUUGUCAAGUUCAUUGUACGCAUUCCCUUCCGCGAUGGACACUUUGAAGCGUACGAGAGGAAGUUCCAGCUGCACAUGCACACUGUGGCGACUGCAGAGGCCAAGGCGAGGCAGGACAACAUACAGUACCAGCGUCCUGUGGGUGCGAACGGGAAAACUCAGAAUGGCGGCUCCGUCAAAGCGCCUCUUGUCCAAAAUCAAUUCGGUAUGCAUUGGAGUGGUGGCGACAAGUACAACGUGGUGGGGUCGAUCGGCAAGGGGGCUUUUGCAACAGUCUAUCAGCUGGCGACGAAAAAUGAGGGCCAACUAUACGCCGCAAAGGAGCUGGAGAAGCGAAAGUUUAUGAAGAAUGGCAUCCUCGAUCGAAAGCUGGACAACGAAAUGCAAAUCAUGAAGGCUGUCAGCCACCCCAACAUCGUUCAGUACAUCGACUAUCAUGAUCACAUCAACCACAUGUACAUCAUCAUGGAGUUUGUCCCUUGUGGAGAUCUGCAAAAGUACCUUGGCCACCGCGGGAAAUUGUCCGAGGGACUGGGAAUGACCAUGGCUCAGCAGGUGCUGGACGCUCUCGCCUAUCUCCACAAGAACAAGAUCACCCAUCGAGAUCUGAAGCCCGACAAUAUCCUCAUCGCUAACAUGGACGAGGCUUUCUUCUCCAUCAAGCUUUCCGACUUUGGACUCUCCAAGGUGGUCAAGGACAACGAGACUUUUCUCAAAACGUUUUGCGGAACGCUGCUGUAUUGCGCUCCGGAAGUGUUUCCGCAUUUCGAUUCGCAUGUCACCGGAAAGGGCACGAAGCGGACUCGAAGGGGCCUGGGACAAGCAAGCACCAAAUUCCAUGGCUACAGUCAGUCAGUGGAUAUCUGGUCAUUUGGCGCGGUGUUGUGGUUCUCGUUAUGUCUCAAACCUCCGUUCGAAGGCGUGGCUGAUAACACCGGCCGCGGCAUGUUCGAUAAGAUCAUGAUGACACCAUUGGAUCUGGAAGACCUGCGAUCUCAAGGUGUUUCCGAGACCGCCAUGGGGCUGCUCAUCGCAAUGCUGAAUACUGAUCCGGCGGCAAGACCGUCUGCCGUUCAGUGUCUUCAGCAUGAAUGGUUUGACAGCAUUACCCAGGGUCAAUCUCAGCUUCAUGCCUCGCAACUUGGAGGUCUUGGCCCAAUCCAAGAAGAAGACGUCACCGCGGCUGCUGAAACGCCUGACGUGGCGAGACUAAGCCUCGGCGAGCUGAUCAACGCACAAGCAAGGCAUCUGAACCAUGCCAGCUCCGGCAGUCAGGACUUCCUCGAUCCAAGGGAGUCCAAGCGCUUCAAAACCAGUGACGCUCCGUACCGCGAACAUGAUGAGAUGGAAGACUCCAGCCCCGACAUCUUCCGCUUCAGCGGCUCCAUCCCUAUCAUGCACCAGUCGGCUGGUGGUCAGCGACUACCAGGUGUGCAAACCCAGCCGGCGCCGCAGAAGCUUUUCGGGGAAAUCAGCCAGGCGGCAUUGCGUAGCUCUGGGUUGCUCGGGAAAGAUGGUUACGAAAGCCCAGAUGUCGCCGGGCACGAGGAUUCUGACGGAGCUUUGGCGUCUCCUAGUCUCCUCGGAGCCGAAUCCUUGGUCCGAGAGCUCAAUAUGGAUUCUCCGCGGUCGGUUGAUUCCCAGGAUGCGGACGCAGAAGCGGUCGAGCCAGUCACACCACAAACGCCCGGAGCAUUCAAACUCAGUCGAAGCCAUGGCAACGGUUCGCAUGCCAUAUCUGGUGCCGAAGAAGUCACCCCGAAGCAGCCUCAGAAGUCUACAUUCAACCGACAGAUCCAAAUUCCGAUUCCCGCGUCCUUCUAUUACGACCCUCUAGACCCGGCGACGCACAAUCCAGAGUAUGCAUCCAAAGUCAGCGGCAGAGACUACGUGGGCGACGUCAGCCGCGGAGAAGAAGACAUCUCACUUCCAGCAACAAGCAACGGCUCCAUCACUCAGAACGACGAUGACGCACCCACGCAAAAUCCAGCAGUCGUCGCCGCUUUCGAAGCAGAACCACCAGCGCCCCAGCAAUCCUCCCAAUUCGUCAAGCCUCCCCCUCGUCUCGGCAGACUGAUCUCCACCCCCGACUCCUACGCCCCAAUCAACCUCACCCUGAGCACCCGCGUCUCCACCUGGGGCCGCGCGCCCUCCAACACCCACCCCCACCCCGACAAAGCCGACACGCGCAUUCCCAAGCGCGGCGUCAUCAUCUGGCACCACGCUAAAGACAUCGACGCCGCUACCACCGCCACACUACCCGAAGAAGGCGGCGAAGACGCCCAAGCAUGGCUGAAACUCCCCGAUUUGCACUGCGUCAUCUCGACAGAAAGUAGUCUGGGCAUUCACGUCAACGGCGUGUUGUUGAAGAAGGGUGAUGCGGGGCAUAUGUGUUUUGGUAGGGUGUAUAGUGGGGAUCGCAUUACUGUUUUCCACGACACGAGGGACGGCAAGCCUGGAUUGACGUUUGUUUGCGAGUUUUAUCAUGGUGAAGCGAAGGCGGUGCGGCCGGUCGGUUCGGCGCCGUUUUUGGUGGAGACGGCGAAAGUGACGGCGCCGGUGAGGCAAUCGAUGGAGAAGAAGCAGGGUGAGGAGAAGGAGAAUUCGGAAGAGGCUUUGGUGACGACGAAGGUGUGAGCUGGUCAUUGGGAGCUGGUACUACACGAAGCUCUGCAUUUGAUUUUGAUUGAGCGAGGUGGCAUAUCUGAGCGGUUUAUGAUGAAAUAGAUUGAGACGAGGAUAACGACAUGGCAUUGCGGUGUGGGUGCGUGGAAUCAUACUUCAAGAUGAGAUGGGUAUGUAGGUAUGUAUCUACGCUCAAUCGAACGUUCGAUAAUCAUGAGGCGAUUCCGGAUACAUCGCGAGGCA